ACAAUGAAAGAAUAUCAGUUCCCAUGUUGUGAUCUUGACUUUUGGGGCUAUUUUAUGGUAUGUCUAUUGCUGGUGUCCCUUGCAGGCAUUGCAUCAGGCCUAGCUCUAGGACUACUGUCCUUCAGCCUAGUUGAUCUUGAGGUCCUCAUUAAGGCUGGUCUUCCAAAAGACAGAAAGAAUGCAGAAAGGAUUAGACCUUUUGUAAAGAAUGGACAUUUUGUGCUCUGUACCCUUCUUCUAGGAAAAUCACUGGCUAUGGAGGCACUGCCAAUUUUUAUGGACUCAAUCAUCCCUUCUUGGUUUACUAUUCUCAUGUCGGCACCCUUGGUGACUGUGUUUGCAGAGAUUUUACCUCAAGCUAUAUGCUCUCGACAUGGACUAACUUUAGGAGCCAAAAUGGCUCCCAUUGUUCAACUGCUUCUGCUGAUCUUCUUCCCCAUAACCUAUCCUGCUAGUAAGGUGCUGGAUUGGGCUCUAGGGAAAGAACAUUCAGUUCUUCUCAGAAGAUCUGAGUUGAAGACAUUUGUGGACUUACAUGCAAAUGAGGCAGGGAAAGGGGGAGAAUUGUCACACCAUGAAACUUCUAUAAUCACAGGUGCUAUAGAUUUGACUCAGAAGACAGCUAAAGAUGCAAUGACACCCAUAUCUCAAACUUUUUCUCUAGAUAUAAAUUCUAAACUUGACAUGCAUACAAUGACACAAAUAAUGAGCAAAGGUCACAGUCGAAUACCAAUCCAUUCUGGACACCCUAGAAGUAUCAUUGGCCUCAUAUUGGUUAAAAACUUGAUAUUCUGCCGCCCUGAGGAUGAGACAGCCAUAAAGAAUUUGAUUAUUAGGAAAAUUCCAAGGGUUUAUGAAAGUUGGCCACUAUAUGAGAUACUGAAUCAAUUCCAGAAGGGUCAUAGUCACAUGGCUAUUGUCUUGAAAUCCAACAAAGACUCAGAGAACACUACAACUCAUGCUGUGGGUGCACCCACCUAUUUUAAUAUAAUUACUCAUAAAACAUCAAAUUCGGCUCAUGCUGAAGCUGUUGCAGGUAACAACAUUUUACUUAAGAUGAAUUGCGAAACAAAAGUAGAAAAAAGUUAGAAUCUUGGUAGAGAAAAAAUCAUUUAUCUUUGUCAAUCUGGGACUUGCAGAAUCUGAUUCUUCCUUUGUCCUUGAAAUGAGUCAGAGAAGUUCUGCACAUGAAUCCUGUUUGAACUCCAGUGACGCGGAAUUUCAUAGCCCUACAUUAAGAAAUGUCAUGGAACUAGACUGUGAAGCGAGUCAAGAAAAUGAAUAUUUCUCACAAGAACAAAUAGACUCUAUUCAAGAUUUUAUUGAUGACGAGG
Vigna unguiculata (cowpea) is the source of this 1334-nucleotide messenger RNA. RefSeq names its product DUF21 domain-containing protein At5g52790-like. The record is from RefSeq and is a predicted model, not a curated record. Lineage: Eukaryota; Viridiplantae; Streptophyta; Magnoliopsida; Fabales; Fabaceae. Gene Ontology annotation, biological process: intracellular manganese ion homeostasis; magnesium ion homeostasis. Gene Ontology annotation, cellular component: cytoplasm.